AUGGCAAAGCGAAAGCGCAUCUUCACUCCGAAAAGAAGGACCAAGGCAAAGCUUUCGAAGGGAUCAAAACUCCCACUCGAACCAGUCGAACCUCUCAGCCAAGAGCUAUCACCUUUGUUCCGCCUCCCUCCUGAGCUCCGACACAUGAUAUACGAAGAGACCUUCAUCGCACCAACAACGAUCCAUCUGUCCUGGGUGGACGCAAGCAACUGCCGAUUCCGUAGCUUUCUCUGCAAACUCCCCGUGGAACACCAGUAUGAGAAGACUCGCAGCGGCCUCCUCUGCAAAAGGUGUGACAAGAGCCAUUUCGAGUGUCAUCCUCGCCAAAAACGGAGCACCGAUAACGCCGUGGUGCGCCGCUCCUACAGGCGGCAAAAGCAUACAAGGGUAAUGAGUAUGCUACAAAGCUGUAAACGGAUGUACCAUGAAACAAUCGACAUGCUGUACGAGAAGAACACCUUCUACAUCGAAAACCCGAAGACCCUCACCGAGCUUUGCAAGUAUAUGCCCCAGGAACGUCUAAGCUCCUUCCGAACCCUUUCCCUCGAAUCUAUAUCGUACUUGGGGAAUAUACUGGACCCUAGACCGUCACUCCUGCUCCAAUGGGACCACGCCAUCGAGGUCCUGAGGAAGCUCGACGGGCUGAAAUCCCUGUGUAUAGUCAUGCGACCCUGGUACGGCAUAAGAAUGGAGGAAGACACCCUGGAAAGCCCGAUCAGAUACGCUACGGCGGUGGGGAACCUUCCGGUUGCGCCGGUACUUUUGUGGGCUCCCUGUUUGGAUGUAUCGCUCAAGAGGAAGAAGGGAAUCACGGCGUGUCCGCUGCAUGGUAUACAUGGGACUGAGUCGAGGUAUUCUCCGAAGGACGCUCUUUUGGGCUUUGUUUGA
Messenger RNA from Aspergillus puulaauensis, 888 nucleotides. RefSeq lists its product as uncharacterized. Bases 1 to 888 code for a protein of 295 amino acids. Lineage: Eukaryota; Fungi; Ascomycota; Eurotiomycetes; Eurotiales; Aspergillaceae. The record is from RefSeq and is a predicted model, not a curated record. The transcript is spliced from 2 exons.